Messenger RNA from Benincasa hispida (wax gourd), 777 nucleotides. Lineage: Eukaryota; Viridiplantae; Streptophyta; Magnoliopsida; Cucurbitales; Cucurbitaceae. The record is from RefSeq and is a predicted model, not a curated record.
AUGGAAAGGAAAGAGCCUAGCAGGACCAAUCCGAAUGCGAUGGAAUCCAAGAAACCGUUGACGCAAAAUGAAUCAGAAGAACCUGAGACGAUGGAACCAGAAGUUUCGACCACCUUCAAACCUCUAGACCACGAAAUAGUGAAGGUACAACUACCACCAUUCUCACAAAGAAUGAAAAAGAAGCAAGAUGAUGAAAGGCAGUAUUAUCGCUUUAUGGAAUUAUUAAAACAGCUACACAUCAACAUUCCUUUUACAGAAGCGAUAAAGCAAAUGCCGAAAUAUGCCAAGUUUGUAAAGGAUAUGGUGUCAAAGAAAAGAAGCACAGGAAAGUUCGCUAUGGUGGCAUUAAUGAAAAAAUCAAAUACUAUAAUCCCACCGAAGAUGCGCGACCCAGGAAGCUUUACGAUCCCCUGCUCAAUUGAAGGGAUCUACAUCGAUCAAGCACUAUGCGAUCUUGGGGCCAACAUAAAUUUAAUAAUGUGGGGACAGCUGUACGCCCACGACGGUGACUCUCUAGCUUGCGGACAGGAUAAAUUCAUUCUACCAGCAGACUUCAUCAUUCUAGACUAUGAGGCGGACAAAGAUAUGCCUAUCAUAUUGGGACGACCAUUUCUAUCUACUGGUCGUGUUCAAAUUGAUGUACACAAAGGAGAAAUCACAAUGAGUAUAAAUGAGGAGAAGCUCAGGUUUAACAUCAUAAAGGCGAUGAAGUAUUUAGAAGAUGAAAACCUAUCAGAAUCUGACAAUGAACACAGUUGCAAUGAAGAGCCGGAGUAA